Messenger RNA from Meloidogyne enterolobii, 674 nucleotides. The record is from the annotation of a GenBank genome assembly. Lineage: Eukaryota; Metazoa; Nematoda; Chromadorea; Rhabditida; Meloidogynidae.
GGUUAAACUCACGGAGAAUUGUUAGUAUAAAAGCAAAGGUAAAAUUACCAACAUUAAACACAACAACAAAGGCAACUCUCAAACAACAUCCGCAACCUUCAAUGGACGACAAGGAGUCUUCUUCUUCAGAACGCGGCACCUUCAGCGGGGAAAUGCUUUAUCAUCUUGAUGGGACAUCACUUUGCGUGCGUACGUGCCAGGAGCUGAGCAACAACGAAAUCGUCAACAACAAUGGAGGUCAAAAGGAGUGCUGCAAAAGGCGGGAAUGUUAUGGCGAUUCUUGCUCGCAGGUGGAUAUGAAUGCUCUGAUGGCUGCUGAGUGUCUCGAGAACAGCAAGAACAUCUACUCUUUGGCGGAAGGUUUGGAUACUGCUGCGAGCUACAAAAGCGACCAUGACGACAAUGUGGGGGACCGGCAAAGUUUGGAUACUGCUGCGAGCUACAAAAGCGAUCAUGACGACAACACUGCCAAGCCCUGUAGUGAUGGUGAAGAGGAGCCUCAAUCAUUCGUCAUUGGAACACUCAAACUGAGUCACACGUACAAAGCAAGAACUGCUCGUCGCGCCUCAUUCUACGUGGACAAGGGAAUGGAGAAUCCGCACGCCUACUACACCGACUACUCCAACAGCUCUGUGGCGGCACAAAUUGCAAAUGGGAUGAUGGCAAACGACUAG